Molecule: messenger RNA, 4479 nt
Organism: Pseudophryne corroboree (corroboree frog)
Lineage: Eukaryota; Metazoa; Chordata; Amphibia; Anura; Myobatrachidae
Gene: ALCAM
Product: activated leukocyte cell adhesion molecule
Exons: 16
Coding region: 885-2603 (572 amino acids)
Biological process (GO): cell adhesion
Cellular component (GO): plasma membrane
Source: RefSeq, a predicted model, not a curated record
AUCAUCUCAGCCUCCCCCAUGCCGUCGUGCACGGCUGCCGGGGACUGGCGGUGGAACCCGCGCCCUACUGCUGCUGCUGCUCCGUGGGAGGGAGCAGGUGCGAGGUCACGAGCAGGGCGCCCCCUUUGCCGUUAGGCAAGGACGAGGGUCUUGGGAAUCGGGAUAUGUUCCACGCGCGUGCCCGCCCACCUUAUGAGAUUUUCCCACUCGAGGUCCUGCAGCGCCGCGAGGAGGACAGCGCGAGACACCUGUUGUCGGACCGGGAGCGCGCGCAGCCUCACACCUGCUGCAGCUGGGGGAGCCGGUGCUCGGGUUGGUGCUGGCGCCGCUGUGUGACACUGCGGAUACUACUGCUGCCAGGCAGCCGCCCCAUGUCAUGAUUAUACAGUGCCACCGCUGCCCGGGGACGCACAGACGAGAGGGGGCACCUGGUAAAGUUUGCGCGCGUCCCCGUAGCACCCCGUCCGCACCGCGGAAACAGUGUUGCUGCGUGGCCGCGCAUGGCGGCGGGAGCGCGCGUAGGCAGUCUGAGCUGGGAGGAGGAGAGUGAGGCAGGCUGCUGGAGGGAGAGUCAGUGUGCAGGAGUAGCAGCUGCGGGACGGAGCCUCCCAGUGACCGGGCAGCACCUGCCGGGAUUUGCCGUAUCUCAACUUACUCUGUCGGAUUCAACUUGUGUUCCCUCACCGGAGGAUAGCCCGGAGCUCUCCCCUGUCUCCCGGGUGAGGGCAUCAGGGGGCAUCGUUACCCGGGGACACUGGCGCAGUGUGAUACCCCGGAGCUGAGAGUGCGCUGUUAUCCCUGGACGCCAGUGCCACAGGUGCCCCCGCAGACCCCGGCCUGUCCGGGCAGUUCUCCCUCCGCGUCUUGGGAUCGGAUCUCGGGUCAUGGCAGUCAGUAGCCUCCUGGCCGUGUGUAUGCUGUGCGCGGCCACCCUCCGGACAGGUCUUGGAUUACAUACAGUUAGUGCAAUAUAUGGUGAGACAAUCGAUAUACCUUGUGGUCAAGAUAAACUUGAUGGUCUCCUCUUUUGCAAAUGGAAAUAUGAAAGGCCUGAUGGAACUGCUGUGUUUGUAGCUUCUCGAUAUGCAGGGAAAAACAAGGUCACUUAUGAUGAUGAUCCGGAUUACAAUGGUCGCCUGAACCUUUCUGAGAACUACACAUUGUCUAUCUCAAAUGCAAGGAUCAGUGAUGAAAAAAGAUUUGUAUGCAUGCGCAUAACAGCAGAAAAUGUUUUUGAAGAGCCUAAUCUAAUCAAAGUAUUCAAGCCACCUUCCAAACCUGAGAUAAUUAACCAGCCUACAUUUAUGGAGACGGGACAACUAAACAUGGUUGGAGAUUGUGUCGCUAAUGACAGCUUUCCAGAUGGCAAUAUUACAUGGUAUAGAAAUGGCCAAGUUCUUUUGCCAGUUGUUGGAGUUGUUUCUAUAGAGUGGUCAAAACAGAAAAAUGCAACAAGUGGCCUUCAUAACAUGCGUUCAACACUUCAGUACAUGUCUACAAAAGAUGACAUAAAUGCAGAGUUUUCAUGCGUUGUGACUUACUAUGUGCCAGAUGGGCUGGCAACAAUGGAAUCUGAUCCAGUUAUCUUCGAUAUUUACUACCCCACAGAGAAAGUGACAAUUCAUAUACAGUCCCCGAAAAAAACUAUAAAAGAAGGAGAUAACAUUACACUGAAAUGUAUCGGAAAUGGCAAUCCACCCCCACAAGAAUUUUUGUUUUACCUUCCAGGUCAGGAAGAAGGGUUACUUAGUUCAAGUGCCUACCAUAUAACUGACAUAAAAAGGAAUGCAACAGGGGAUUACAAAUGCUCAUUGAUAAACAAAAUAAUGAUUGCUUCAACAAUGGUUACUGUGCAUUAUUUGGAUUUGUCCUUGACGCCCAGCGGAGAUGUUACCAAACAAAUUGGAGACAGUCUUUCAGUUUCAUGCAUUCCUUCUGCUAGUAAAAAUGUCUCUGUUACAUGGAUGAAAAACCAAAAGAUUCUCACACAACCAUCAUUUACGAACCUACAAUACCGAGAUUCAGGUGUUUAUGAAUGUGAGACCAGCCUUAUGGAAGUUGAUGGUCUAAGGAGAAAAAAGAUACUCAGACUUACUAUAGAAGGAAAGCCACGGAUCAAACUGUCCAAAACAACAAAUGCUGAUGGAAAGUCAAAAACAAUCCUCUAUGAGGUAGAUGGAUUUCCAAAACCUGAAGUGCAGUGCCUCAGUUUGGGCAAUGGAGUGUACUUAAACAAAACUGAAGAGACCGCAUUAAGUAAUGGAAGAUAUUCUGCCAAAAUCAUCAUUUCCCCAGAAGAGAAUGUCACUAUAAUCUGCAGCGCUGAAAACAGAUUGGGGAAGGAAACCUUUUCUCUAAACAUCUUCGCCAUCAACAGCCCAGAGCCAAUUGAUCCUAAUGAUAGAAGUGGUGACAGUAACGACCAUGCAAAACUUAUUGUGGGAAUUGUUGUCGGCCUUCUACUAGCUGCACUGGUUGCUGGAUUAGCUUAUUGGAUAUACAUUAAGAAAUCAGGCUCUGCAUCGAAACAUGUAGGUAAAGAACUUGGUAACACAGAAGAAAACAAGAAGCUAGAAGAAAAUAAUCACAAAUUGGAAGCAUAAGAAGUAUAUGUGUAAGAAAUUACUCAAGGAAAACCAUGAUGAGCAGUUUGGAGCAUGACUGUGGAUUGUACUUAAUGGAAUAUAUACAAUGGAACUGCAAAUUUUCAUGGUCAAAGUAUUAAACAUUUGUACCAAGUUGUCACAGGAUUAUGAGGAAAACUUAUAUCUGCAAAGGAUCAACAAAAACUGUUCCAACAGCCAUGAUGAUAGCUUACCAUGUUGUGUUCUGUUAUUUUUUUAUGUAAAUGUCUGCACUGACAAUUUGUUUUGUUUGCCUUUUAUGUAAAUUUUUUUACGUAGCUAUUUUUAUACACUGUAAGGCUUUGUUCCAGGAAUUGCUGUUAAUCAGAUGUAUAGUGUAAUGUUAUUAUUUUUAUGACACUGUUUGAUGUGCAGGUACAUUUUUAAUUCUGAUUGCUAUCGGUAAAACUUAGUGAAGCUGUUACACUUAGAUGUAGAAUGACACAGUUGUUGCAUUCCACAAGGUAACAUUUUCCCAGUAUUUUCAGUAGAUUCCAACAUUACACAAUCCAUGUAUUUAAAACAUGGUUCAUAUAUCCAGAUUCAUCGCAUUACAUAAAGUAAGGCAUAUAAUCUAUAAAUAGACACACAGAAUUGCAUUCACAGCCAAUUACGUAUUUUACCGAUAGCAUUUCAGGCAAACUGAAUUUCAGAUCAUUAAUUUAAAAUUACUGGAAUCUUGAUUUUAUUUUUUUUGUUCUUUACUGCCUUACAAAAAGCAAAGUUUCAGAAAAAGAAAUGCUUAUAUGGUACAAGUGUUCAUUGAAAAACAGAAUUUUAUUCAUUAUGUCCAAAAGCUGGUUAUUGAAGGAUCCACCUAACUUAUAGUUAAUAAUAAUUUCUUUCAUGAUGGGUAUUAGUCAUUUUUUAUUUCAUAUUUAAUUGCUUUUCUUUUUUUUUUCUUCAUGACCUGGUUAUAUUUUUAGGAUAAACUGAAUGAAUGCCAUUGUCUUGUUGCCAGGCUUAAGCUUUAAAAGUCGCUCUUAAUUUCUGUAUCAUGAGGUUGUACAUCUCCAGCAAAACCGCUUUUUGCACGUUUUACAUACUUAUUAUUUGUGGUGUUCACAUUUUAGUUGCGUGAUGCAGAUCAAAUUUAAACUGUUAGCCAUAUCAUAAAAAGAAUAGCAAGUAUUACACAGAUCAGUGCUCCUGUAUUAAUCUUGGUUUUCUGUAUGUUUCGAAAAUUGGGAUUGCUGCUGUAAAAAUAAUAGCAUUGAGCAGUUUGCUGGCUCAUGACUGUUUAUGAUGUACAGAUGGAUCUCAUUAAUUUUCAGACAUGUGGCGCUUGGCCCAAGCCCAUCGAUGUGCAACACAUUCACAAACACAUUUUAUUGUGUGGGAGGAGUUAAUGCGCCACAACACAUUCCAUUUUUUACACACUGUCAUGUGUGACCUAGCGCCUGUCUUAAAGUAAAACAUGGUCCAUCUGUAGACUAAAAGUUUGACAACUCAGUCCACUUGUAGAUUAAUGCUCAGCUCUAUAACUACUGUAAUGCUUGUGGCAUCUGGAUCGCAGCGCUUUUCAUGAUUGAAGGUGGUCAUUUUGCCGUUACAAUUUUGUUUUAAUUGUAUUUAACACUACAGUUUAUGAAUGCACCUUCACAUGAUCUUGUGAAAACCAGUACAUAAUUUAUCAACCAAUCUCUAAAACAAUAAAAUGUCAAAGUAUUUUUUGUUACAUUUUAAAUUUGUAACUUUAUAAAAAAAAAAACAAUUUGACUCUUUGAUGCGUGUAAACAUGGUAUUGUAAAUGGACAGCAACGAAUGCAUUGAAUAUCACAAGAUGUAUUUGAUCCUCUGUAAACUAGAAACAUGUUUUCAGAGACUGUACAUAUAAAGUGUAUUUACUACAAAA